CGUAACACGAGCGAGGGAAAUUGAGUCGCUAACCUGUGUGUAAAGAAGGCAACAAAGUAGAUGAAGUGAGGAAGUAAUUUUAUUUCGCGCUGAAGUGCUCUUUUGUGUUAUUAGCAGGAGUCUUUUAACUUAGCUAAUGUAGGCUUCGUAAGCAACUAAGGUAUAACUGUAGCACUUCGCGUAUAUGUUUUUAGUAUUGAAUAUAGUAAGAAAGCUAACGUUAGUCAGGUAGCCAAACGUAGCUAACUCAGCAAAAGUCACUGACAACUACAAAUAUCGUCGACGCUUAGAGCUAGGUCGUACUCUAAAAGAAAGCAUUUAAUUUGUCAUUUUGCUCCCGUAACUGAAAGAGGAAGGGGAAGUUUGUCGUUGUGUUAUUAGCAGCCACUGGGAAUGUCAUCGCCUCCAUAUGGUCGCAGGAUUCAUGAGGGGUCAACGAACAUAUCAGACAGCGACUCGGAGGACGAGCCUAAGAUCCCCCUCAACCAGUUCUUUCCAUACAUCCGCUGUGCCCUGUGCUGCGGCUUCCUCAUCGAUGCCACCACCAUCACAGAGUGCCUGCAUACAUUUUGCAAAAGCUGCAUCGUGAAGCACUUCUUCUACAGCAACAGGUGUCCCACAUGCAGCAUUGUAGUCCACCAGACACAACCCCUAUACAACAUCAGGCCUGACAGACAACUGCAGGAUAUCGUUUACAAAAUGGUUCCCUUCCUGGAGGAGCUUGAACGAGAACAAAUAUGUAACUUCUACAAAGAGAGAGGGCUGGAGGUGCCAAAACCAGUGGUGCUCUCCUCUCCAAGUCCUGUGGUGGCAAGAAGACAGAAGAAAGAUAACAUUCCUCAGUCUGUGUUCACCAUUCCCCCUGAGCUGGAUGUGUCUCUGCUGCUGGAGUUUGUGGGGGCUGAAGAGGGCAUUAGCAACUAUAAGCCAUUAGAGAGGCGGUAUGUUCGAGUGUCAGGUGAGGCCACUAUCCGCCACGUGGAGUUGUUCAUCAGGAGGAAAAUGGAGCUCAGCCCAUCCUGCCAGGUGGAUGUAGUUUGUGGAGAUCACCUCCUAGAUCACUACCAGUCACUCAAAGACAUACAGAACACUGUGGGUGAAGAGGCACUACAGGACGGUCUGCUGGUGCUGCACUUUGGCUUGGUUCUGCCCUCCCAGUGUUGAGUUCUGUCCUUUUGGACUUUGAUUCUCUUCAUCACACUCUUGUCACAAUGUGGAGUGCAGUGUCUACAUUUGCAUUAUAACGGCUUCACUAAUGUCUUAAAUGUGUUGUUAGACAAAGUUCAAGAACUGUAAACUUGGAUUUCUUUAUCAAUCAAGUCUGCAGUGUUCUGGAAGUUAAAAUAUAAAAUUUCACACUGUGGCAUCAAAUGUUCAAAAAAAAAAAAAAAAAAACCAUCACAUAUACAUUUGAUUUCCUGAAGUGCCAA
This is a messenger RNA of Lates calcarifer (barramundi perch), 1430 nucleotides long. It is a transcript of the gene pcgf6, whose product is annotated as polycomb group ring finger 6. Gene Ontology annotation, biological process: regulation of transcription by RNA polymerase II. The transcript is spliced from 10 exons. Lineage: Eukaryota; Metazoa; Chordata; Actinopteri; Centropomidae. Gene Ontology annotation, cellular component: PRC1 complex. The record is from RefSeq and is a predicted model, not a curated record. The coding region runs from base 394 to 1164 and encodes 256 amino acids.